AUGUCAUCACUGACAAAUGGUCAUAGUCAGAGUAAUUUUGCAAAAUUUGCAUUUAAUAUUUAUGGUACAUUAAGUACUACUAGUAGUAGUACUCCACAAUCACAUGAAAUUUCCCCUUCCCCAUCAUCAUCAUUAAGUUCGUCCCGAUCACGAAGAAAUAAACAAAGUUUCCGAGCCGCAACAGGUCAUAGAUUAACUUAUCAAUGUGAUAAAGAAACAAUUUCUUUAUCUCAAUUGAAUUAUCCAUUACAAGUUGGUGGAUAUGGAACUGAAUUGCAUAGCAUUGUUAUUGGUGGGAAAAAUUAUCUUCGACUUUUAUGUAUUUCUGAAAGUCAACAACGAAUAAUUGAUGAUAUUAAUCUAUUGGAAAGUAAAUCAAUUUAUAAUUCACGAGUAGGAAGUAAACUAAUUAAUAUCAAUACAAUCAAGACAUAUGAAAGUACAAUAGCAACGGGAUUAUCUAAUGGGGUAGUAUCGGUAUAUAAAAUAUCACCAAAUGGACAAGGGAAACAGACAGGUAGGUUUUCUGAUCAUAAACGUACCAUCAAUUCAUUGGAUUUUAUUGAAUCUGAGAACCAAUUACUUUCAGGAUCUCAAGAUGGAACAAUCAAAUUAUGGGACUUGAGAAGCUCAUCAUCCAAACCUAGCAUUACCAUUCAAGCCAGUAUGCGUUCUGAUCCAAUUAGAGCUUGUCAAUAUUCACCCCAUUCUUCAGUGAAGAAUAAGAUGUGUGUAUUAUCUGUACAUGAUUCAGGAGCUUUGUGCAAGUUUGAUUUAAGAAGUACUGGGGGAAAUGGUAACAUAUAUAGUCCCGAAAAGAAAUGGAAUCUACAUACGGGACCAGCCUUGUCUUUACAUAUUCACCCGGAAAAGGAAUACGUCAUUACAGGUGGAAGGGAUCAAAGGAUCUCGGUAUUUAAUUAUGGGGAAGGUCAAUCCAAUAGUUCUACUCCGGAAAAUACUAUAAUCACUUAUGGACCGGUUCUUAAAGUGAGAUGGAGUUCAUAUUCAAAUAUCAGUCAAUCAGGAGAUGAAUUUGAAGAAGCCCAAUCAUCAUUAUCACCAUCGAAAAUUAAUCCAUUGUAUAAUUAUGAUAUUGCAUGUCUGUACCUUAAUGAUGAUCCUACCGUGGCUAUUUAUAAUUUGAGUAGAAAAUAUGUUCCAAAACAAAUCAUUCAUUCAAAGAAACCAAUUCAAAACUUCAUAUGGGCAAGAAAUGGACAUAGAGAUAGAAAUAUUUGGACUUUGACCAAAUCAAACACGUUCAAUUCAUACAACUUAGAUCAAAUUGAUGAGUAUGAUGUUAGUAGACCACUUGAUGAUUUGAAUAAUGUAGCGGUGGCUUGGGACAACAAUGGUAAUUUUUCUAUGGCAAAUCAGGAUAAAUAUGACUUUGAAUUAGAUGACAAUGAUAUAUAUGAUAGACCAGAAGGAAGUUCUGAAGCAGAAGUAGCAAGCCAUGGGAUGGAUCCAGAGGAAAGUGGUAAUGCUAUUCAUUUCCACAAUUCAGCAACGACAUCGCCUGUGGAAAAGGCAGCAUUAGCAAGAUCUUAUACACAUAACCCAAUGCUGGCAAUUCAACUACCAACAAAAUCUCCUUUACCAAUAGGUAGAAAUGGUACUGGAUUUUUAGGUCAUGAUAUGCUGUUACCUAAUAUAUCUACUCGACCAAAACUAACUCGAAAUACUUCCCAAACUACUCAAGAUUCAUCAGUAUCAUAUGGCUCUGCUUAUCCUAUUCCUCAGUCAGCCAAUUCUAAUACUACCCUACAUAUGAAACGCAAUAUUAUUAGCAAUAGUACAAAGUCAUCAAACACCUCUGCUUAUGUGAUACCAGUUGUGUUACCAAUAGUUUCAAAUGACGAAUUUGUAUUUAAAAAGUUAUCAAGCGAGUAUUUAGUUAAACUUCCCGAUGGAUUUACAAUGAUUGAUGUGUGUUUAUUGAAUGCAAGUACUGCCGCUAGCGUUAAUAGCAAUAGAACAUGCCAAGUUUGGAGAUUGUUGGCUGUCAGUUUACAAGAACAUUUCGAUUCACAAAAGGCGCCAAUGACCAUUGAAGAAUUGGAAAAACAACAAAUGGAACAAAAUGAAAAUGAAGAAGGAGUACCGAAUGCAACAGUUGAAAGUGCCACUGAUAGUAUGCCAGCAAAAUCUGUACUGUCUGUUUUGGGUAAUUUUGUUGAGUCAUAUAAAACUAAUUCAAGUUUCGGUACCGGUUCUCAAAUAAACAAGCCAGGGAAACUGGUCAAACUGAGAACUAGUUCUGGUGUAAACCUUAUGGAUAAGAUCAACUUAGCUAGUAGAACAAGCAGUUUUUCUAAAACUAGUUUUAAAUUCAAGGAGAAAGAAGGAGUUGAUGAGGACGGUGUACCAGAGGAUAAGGAAAAACAAGAAAGGGGCAAAGCUGAAGACCAAGAAACUGAAAAUGACAAAAAAAGUAUUCAUUCAAACCAAGAACCAAUUGUGAUAAGAACCACCAGACAUUCGAAGGUGGAAGAUUUGGAUGAUGAGAAUUUAAAUAUUGCUAAUUCAAUGGCAAUGAAGUCGAGUCCAACUUCUGUAGGGAUUUCCUUACCCUCGAGUCAUACAUUUUCAAGUUCUAUCGCGUCUUCCCCUCAACCAAUAAGAGGACAAAUUCCACCUAAACAACAACUUGCCACCACUCGUGAAUCGCCUGUUCACAAUUGGUUAGAUCAAAAGAAAAAUGAGUUAUUUCGUGGAAGGAACGUAGUCCCAGCAAUUUCAGGUUUAUCAUUGGCAUUGAAAAGUAGUAAUAACGGAGAUGAAAAGUUACUCACUCGAGCUUGGAAGUUUAAAAACUUGUUAAGAAAAUCAUUGGAUUAUGCCAUGCUUCAAGGUGAUGUCAUUUUCUGUUCAACAGCAGCAAUUUUGUUUUAUGAAUUUGCUGAGGAUACCAUUAGUGAAUAUGAAUAUCUAGAAUGGGUUAGUUUAUAUAUUGAUAUUUUGCAGAAGAAGAAAUUGUUUGUUACAGCAAUCAAUAUUCUUAAUUCAACUGCUGGUAGUAUCAAAUCCAAACUACAAAAGAUAUACUCUGUUGAUUUGGAUCUUAGAUUCUAUUGUUCCAAUUGUGAAACAUUAUUAGUUAAUGAAAAGUCCCAAAUGUCACAGAAGGGUGAGUUUGGGUAUUGGUAUUGUGAUGAAUGUAACAAAUUACAACUGAAAUGUGUUUAUUGUAAUGAACCAUGUAAAGGAUUAGCUGUGGUUGUUGGGUUGAAAUGUGGACACCAAGGACAUUUUGGUUGCUUAAAAGAAUGGUUUAUUCAAGACGAAAAUAUGGAAUGUCCUGGUGGAUGUGAUUAUCAAAUAUUGUAA
Molecule: messenger RNA, 3333 nt
Organism: Candida tropicalis MYA-3404
Lineage: Eukaryota; Fungi; Ascomycota; Pichiomycetes; Serinales; Debaryomycetaceae
Exons: 1
Coding region: 1-3333 (1110 amino acids)
Biological process (GO): positive regulation of TOR signaling
Molecular function (GO): protein binding
Source: RefSeq, a predicted model, not a curated record